AUGCUUCAACUACAUUCUAAAUACAUGAAGUACCAACAUACUCACAAUUGUUUCUGUUUAAUUGAAAGUACUGCUAAGGAGUUUUUAGAGAAGGUUGUGAAGUUGGCUAAAAAUAUCAAGAUUCCAGAUCCAUUAGAAGAAGGUUGUAGGCUUGGAUCCGUUGUUAGUGGUGAACAGUACGAGAAGAUAUUGAUAUUUGUUGAAACUGCCAAAAGUGAAGGUGCAACCAUUUCAUUUGGAGGAAAACGUCCUGAGCAUUUAAAAAGUGGAUUCUACAUUGAGGCAACAAUAAUUAGUGAUGUCACCACAUCCAUGCAAAUUUGGAGAGAGAAAGUUUUUGGACCUAUUUUAUGUGUAAAAUCAUUUCAAACAGAAGAAGAAGCAAUCGAAAAGGUUAUAUUCGGCGUUUAUAAUAUUUUAGUGAUCAAAUCAAAAUGA
Molecule: messenger RNA, 438 nt
Organism: Lactuca saligna
Lineage: Eukaryota; Viridiplantae; Streptophyta; Magnoliopsida; Asterales; Asteraceae
Source: the annotation of a GenBank genome assembly